Messenger RNA from Pseudopipra pipra, 2151 nucleotides. It is a transcript of the gene CREM, whose product is annotated as cAMP responsive element modulator. Gene Ontology annotation, cellular component: ATF4-CREB1 transcription factor complex; nucleus. The record is from RefSeq and is a predicted model, not a curated record. NCBI's taxonomy places the organism in Eukaryota, Metazoa, Chordata, Aves, Passeriformes, Pipridae. Gene Ontology annotation, molecular function: DNA-binding transcription factor activity, RNA polymerase II-specific; RNA polymerase II cis-regulatory region sequence-specific DNA binding; protein binding. Bases 189 to 1178 code for a protein of 329 amino acids. Gene Ontology annotation, biological process: regulation of transcription by RNA polymerase II. The transcript is spliced from 9 exons.
GGCGCCCCCGCGGCGGCGCGGCUGCAUCAGCGCUGACGUGAGGCCGACGCGCGGCUCCGCCCGGUCCUCGGUCCCCCCCACCCCCUGUGACGGGGGCAGCACGUACAGGGCGGCGGUGCAGGGUUUGGUAGGAGAGAAAGGGAGACGAAGAGAACCGAACUCUUGUUUUAAAAUUCACACCUUCCGUUAUGACUAAGUGUGCCAAGAGAUAUCGAAAAGGAACUGUCAGACAAAUGACCAUGGAAAUGGUUGAACAGGAUGACAAUGCAGUGGAUUCUAUGACAGAGGGAAAUACUGGUCACCUUCAGAAUCAGUCAGGCCGAAGUCAGAUUUCCUCAGGAUCUGAGGUUUCUGUAGCUGCUUCAAGUGCUGGAAGAGGAUCUCCAGCUGUAACUCUAGUGCAGUUGCCUUCUGGUCAAACUGUUCAUGUCCAGGGUGUCAUUCAAGCCACACAGCCCUCAGUCAUUCAGUCACCACACAUGCAAGCUGUUCAGGUAGCAUCGAUUGCAGAUGAAGCUGCAGUAUCAGAAGUGGUAAUUGAUUCCCAAAAACGUAGGGAAAUACUUUCAAGAAGGCCUUCAUACCGAAAAAUUUUGAAUGAACUCUCAUCAGAUGCUCCUGCAGUAGCAAAGAUUGAAGAAGAAGAGAAGUCAGAAGAUGAAGGAACUCCUUCUGGUAUUUCUGCCAUGGCCAUGCCAACCAGCCUGUAUCAUACUAACACAGGGCAAUACCUUACUAUAUCUCAAGGUGGUACAAUCCAGACAGUGACAAAUUCAGGAGCUCCUCAGCCGGGUGCUACCAUUGUGCAAUAUGCAGGACAGUCAUCUGAUGGCACACAACAGUUUUUUGUUCCUGGAAGCCAAGUUGUUGUUCAAGCUGCCACUGGAGACAUGCCAGCUUACCAGAUUCGAACUCCCACUACCACCUUACCUCAGGGAGUGGUCAUGGCAGCCUCACCAGGGACUUUGCAUAGUCCUCAGCAAAUGGCAGAAGAGGCAACACGCAAGAGAGAGCUGAGACUUUUGAAAAAUAGGGAAGCUGCCAGAGAAUGUCGCAGAAAGAAGAAAGAAUAUGUCAAAUGUCUUGAAAAUCGUGUGGCUGUGCUUGAAAACCAAAACAAGACUCUCAUUGAGGAACUCAAGGCCCUCAAAGAUCUUUAUUGUCAUAAAGCAGAAUAACUGUCUUUCAUUUGGACCUCGUUUAUUAUGAACUUUAAUCAAGGCAUGAGAGGAAGCAAUUCUACAGAUUGCCAUAUGAACUUGAGAAAGAGACACUUGAGGCCCUUGUGGAACCCAGUUUUGCUUAGUGUUGUCAGACUGAUUUGGGAGAUAUUCCAAAAUUUGGAAUUCUGUCAUAGUCUCCAUACUCUGCUGAGCUUUCUAAUGGCAUGCAAAUGGCUUUUUUGUUUGCACUUUUUACUUCUGCUUUUUGCAGGGAAGCUGCUAAAGAAUGUCGACGUCGGAAGAAAGAAUACAUAAAAUGUCUGGAGAGUCGUGUUGCAGUGCUAGAAGUUCAGAACAAGAAACUUAUACAGGAGCUUGAAACCCUAAAAGACAUUUGCUCUUCCAAAACAGAUUAGUAAAAAUAUUUAUUAUACUGUGAAUUAAGAUAUGUCCAGUUGCUUUAUAAGACAAUACAUAGCCAAUGUGAAUUAUGGCUUUCUCUUUGUGUCAUUUAUAUUAUAUUCCAACUCCUAACAUUCCUGAAUGCUUUCCUGCUUUUUGUCAAUUCAUAGCUCUAAUUUCAGGUUUUUCAUGCUCCUCCCUUCCGUCUCCCAAGGAGCCAAAUGUUAAAAAAUAUAUCAGAGUAAAAAAGCGCAUAAUUUCUAAGAGCUGUUUCUUUGCCAUAUAUUUACAUACUACUUUUUACAUGUUACUGAGUGUCCUGCACAUAGAAAAUAUUUUACAACUGUUUUAGAUGAAUUAUAAAGAUGAUGCAUCCAGUAAUAUGAGAAAAUCAAACCACCCAAGGUAUCUCAGGAAAGAGUUUAUAAAAGAAUGUUAUGAUUAUAUGUAUGUAUACUGGCAUACUAGUCUACAGAUGAUUUUAUGGCAUAUUUUUAUAUUAGUUGCUUUGUGGAAAAAAAGUAUUGUAUUGCUGUCACUGAGUGCCAUGGUUAAAGAUAGUUUUUAAUAGAACCAUGUUGUUUAA